AUGCAUCAUAUAAGUGCGGUUUUUGGUUGCCUUGUUGUGUUGGGGGCUGUACUGUUGCUGCCCGUGACAUGCCUCAGCACCAUUUUGACUGUGAGUGGGAUCUACAUAGCCUGGAGGAAGCCUUGGAAGUUCAUGCACGUGGCUCUAAACACUAUCAAAAGAGACAUCAUAUGUCUGAUUGUCAUACUGCGAGUCAGGUUUGCGAUGUACCAAAAUACCAGAAAAAAGAGAACCAUACCAGACUUGUUUGCAAAGACGGUCGCAGAGCACCCAGACAAACCAGCUCUAAUCCAUGAGCCCACUGGAGAGGUCUGGACUUUCAAGGAACUGCAAGACCAGAGCCAUGCUGUGGCUCACUGGGCCAUGGCACAAGGGUGGGCAGAGGGUGACGUCGUGGCAUUGUACAUGGAAAGUAGUCUUUCCUUGACAGCACUGUGGUUGGGUCUCGCUAUGGUGGGAGUAGAGGCGGCACUCAUCAACUAUAACCUACGUCUGAAAUCCCUUCAGCACUGUGUUAGUGUUUCUGGGGCCCGUGCGCUAGUUUUUGGGAGUGAGCUAACAGAAGCUGUGUUUGUGGUGAGAGGGUCUCUAAACUGUGACGUGGAUGUAUUUUUCACUGGUGUAAACGGCGAUGAGGAGAAGCUUUGCUGUCUCAAAGCUCAGAAUUUGGAUAAUAUGCUGGCAGGUACACACAAGCACAAACCAAGCUACAAACUCACCAAGACAUUUAACGAGAGACUUUUCUACAUUUAUACCUCUGGUACAACAGGAAUGCCAAAAGCAGCUGUGGUGGUGCACAGUCGGUAUUACCGCAUUGCUGCAUUUGGCUAUCAUGCUUUUGCUUUACGGCGUGAUGAUGUCGUCUAUAACUGUCUUCCACUAUAUCAUUCUGCAGGAACUAUCAUGGGUGUAGGUCAAUGUUUGCUCUUUGGUUUGACUGUUGUGAUCAGAAGUAAAUUCUCAGCCAGCAGAUUCUGGGAUGAUUGUGUUAAACACAACUGCACAGUGAUUCAAUAUAUCGGAGAGAUUUGUCGAUACCUGUUAGCCCAACCAGUUCACUCUUCUGAGAGACGCCACCGGGUCCGUGUCGCCAUUGGUAAUGGCCUUCGUCCAUCUGUUUGGGAGGAGUUUGUUCGGCGAUUCAAAAUAAAACAUGUCGGGGAAUUUUAUGGUGCCACAGAAUGCAACUGCAGCCUCAUCAACAUUGACGGAAAGGUGGGUGCAUGUGGCUUCAGUAGUCGCAUCCUGCCAAGCUUUUAUCCCAUCAGGUUGGUCAGGGUGCAGGAAGACAGUAGAGAACUGCUCAGAGACAUGCAGGGACUCUGUAUACCUUGUCAGCCUGGUGAACCAGGGAUGCUAGUAGGCCACAUCAACGAAAAGGACCCGCUCAGAAGAUUUGAUGGCUAUGCUGAUAAGGAUUCCACCCAACAGAAAAUAGCACACAAUGUCUUUAAGAUGGGGGACUCGGCCUACGUCUCAGGUGACGUAUUGGUGAUGGAUGAUGAUGGCUACAUGUACUUCAGGGACCGCUGCGGCGACACCUUUCGCUGGCGAGGCGAGAAUGUUUCCACCACAGAGGUUGAGGGAAUCCUCAGUGGCCUGCUGGGACACACUGAUGUUGCCGUCUACGGAGUUUCUGUUCCAGGUGUGGAGGGAAGCGCUUGCAUGGCAGCAAUUGCACACUCUGAAGGCCAUUUUGACCUUCACGCCUUCUUAUCUGCAGUCCAAAAAGCCCUCGCUCCAUACGCUCGGCCGCUCUUCCUACGACUCCUGCCAGCUAUAGACACGACAGGCACAUUUAAGAUUCAGAAGAUGCGCCUGCAGAAGGAAGGGUUUAAGUCACAAAAUUCAAGUGAAAAGAUCUAUUUUCUUAACAGUCCUGUUGGCUGUUAUGAAGCUGUCACUGAUGAGCUAUAUGAGUCUAUCAUUGAGGGACGUGUGCGUCUAUGA
Nerophis lumbriciformis (worm pipefish) is the source of this 1950-nucleotide messenger RNA. NCBI's taxonomy places the organism in Eukaryota, Metazoa, Chordata, Actinopteri, Syngnathiformes, Syngnathidae. The record is from RefSeq and is a predicted model, not a curated record.